Messenger RNA from Nomia melanderi (Alkali bee), 1140 nucleotides. Lineage: Eukaryota; Metazoa; Arthropoda; Insecta; Hymenoptera; Halictidae. The record is from RefSeq and is a predicted model, not a curated record.
AGGGAAAUUUCAUGUAACAGCUCUUUAAAAGCAUUUGGUCAACAUAUCUUUCUUAAAUGUAUUUCCAUAGGUUUAACUACACCAUUUUACUCUGCGUCAUUAGUUGAAACAGUGCAAUCUGAAAUUGCAUCCGAAAGUCCUGGUAUAUUGGAUGUCUUUAAAGAUGGUGCUAUUCGCUUAGUUGAAGUAAGCAACAAGGGUAGAUUAAUUCCUAUAUAUGCUCUUCUACCACCAACUAUCGCCUAUGGAGUUUCAAAAUACCUUUUUACCAUGACUGUCCAACGAGUUACUCAUUAUAUUAUGCAGAGUAGGCAAAAACGUUCUCAAGAAUUAGGGGGCGCGUACAGCAGAUCUCUAUCGUCGGACGAGUUUAUGAUAGAUAUAAAAUUACAGUCUACCCUGAUCUCUACAUUUAUGGCAGAUGUAUUGUUUUAUCCAUGGGAAACAGUGAUUCACAGACUUCACCUUCAGGGUACACGUACCAUUAUUGAUAAUCUAGACACUGGACGAAGUGUAACACCAUUAUUAACUGGGUACAGUGGUGCAGGGGAUUGUUACAAUACAAUACUUUCAACCGAAGGCCCGUUUGGUUUAUACAAAGGUUUUGGAGCUCUUCUUUUACAAUUUGCCGUACAUAUAGUAAUAGUACGGACGGUGAAGUGGAUUCUAACAGAGUUAGGAACGACGCUAACAUUGAAAUCAAAAUCGGCUCAGAAACCUCCAAAUUGGAGGAGGUAAACGAUGUGUACGUAUUUCAUUUUUCAAUGUUAAUUCUGAACAUAUUAUUAAUAUCUCUUCUAUAUCUAUUAAAUGAAUAAUUCUUCAUAGUAAGGAGAUCAAAGAAUAACAAUGUAUAAUAAUUUAAAUCCUUUCAGUAUCUCUGAGCAGCUUGAUUUUCAGAUGCAUUAGAAACUCUUGUAAACUUAGUGAAAAUAAAAGUAAAUUAAGGUAAAAGAUACUAUACGCGUGCGAUUAAUUAAACCUAAGCUUUGUUUAGUGAGAAACAGAAAAACAUAAACAAUCACGUUUGUGUACAAUUACAAGAAAUAUUCGGUCUAGGAAUAAUUUAGUACCACGUUGUAUAUUAUUAUAUAGUAAAUUCUUAUAUUGGUGAAAAUAAGAAUAUUGAAACAAUUACAA